Molecule: messenger RNA, 2154 nt
Organism: Labeo rohita (rohu)
Lineage: Eukaryota; Metazoa; Chordata; Actinopteri; Cypriniformes; Cyprinidae
Gene: calua
Product: calumenin a
Exons: 7
Coding region: 170-1117 (315 amino acids)
Cellular component (GO): endoplasmic reticulum
Molecular function (GO): calcium ion binding
Source: RefSeq, a predicted model, not a curated record
GAUGUGCUGAAGUGGCCCAAUGGCAGUGGACUGACUCCACUGUUUGAGCUGUGAUUGGAUUGCGGCGUUGCUCCAGUCCGAAAAAACGGUGUGGCACAGGGGUGUGCAGAGUAAACCAAAGACCAGUAUUGUGUCUGGGAUUUUCGGCUUCGCAUUAAAUCAAGCGUAUAUGAUGAAGAUGGAGAUUAGGCCUCUGUUGAUGUGCUUUGCUCUGUGCGUGGUCUACGCCACCAGCAAACCCACAGAGAAGAAGGACCGUGUCCACCAUGAUGCACCGCUGAGCAGCAAGGAGCACGACGACGGCACAAACUUUGACUAUGACCACGACGCCUUUCUUGGGGAGGAUGAAGCCAAGACGUUUGAUGACCUGACUCCAGAGGAAAGCAAGAACAGGCUUGGUAAAAUUGUGGAGAAGAUUGAUGCAAACAAGGAUGGCUAUGUCACAGAGGCUGAGCUGAAAGCAUGGAUUAAAAAGGCUCAAAAGAAGUACAUCUAUGACAAUGUGGAAAGACAAUGGAAGGAUUUUGACAUGAAUAAUGAUGGACUGAUCUCCUGGGACGAAUACAAGAAUGUCACAUAUGGCACUUACCUUGAUGAUCCUGAGUCUGACGACGGCUACAACUACAAGCAGAUGAUGGCUAGAGAUGAACGGCGCUUCAAAAUGGCUGAUGGAAAUGGAGACCACAUUGCUGACAAAGAGGAAUUCACUGCCUUCCUCCAUCCUGAGGAGUAUGAGCAUAUGAAGGACAUCGUUGUGUUGGAAACGAUGGAGGAUAUUGAUAAGAAUGGUGAUGGUUUUAUCGACCUAGAGGAGUAUAUUGGUGACAUGUACAACCACGAGGAUGAAAUGGAUGAGCCAGAAUGGGUGGCGACAGAGCGAGAGCAGUUUUCAGAGUUUAGAGACAAGAACAAGGAUGGAAAGAUGGACAAAGAGGAGACCAUGGACUGGAUCCUGCCGUCCGACUAUGAUCACGCAGAAGCCGAAGCGAAGCAUCUGGUGUACGAAUCUGACACAAACAAGGAUGGCAAACUCACCAAAGACGAAAUACUCAACAAGUACGAUUUGUUUGUGGGAAGUCAAGCGACUGAUUUCGGGGGAGGCUUUAGUUCGACAUGAUGAGUUUUAAAAAAUUUUUCUAGUAUAAUAGAUAAUUACUUUUUAACUUGUUUUGGUAAAAGAAUAUAAUUUAUUUUAUAUUGCUUCAUCAUAACACAACACUAAUUCCUCAGAUUAAGUUCACUUGAUAGAUUGUUUUCCCUUUUUGCACAAGGAAAUGCAUUAAUGACUUUACAUAUUACGUUUUUUUUGCUGUAAAGUGCGUUAACAUUGUUUGUUUGAUCCGUCUUUGGAAUCGUGGUCAUUAUUAUCAUUUCAAUAGCUGUUUCUACCUGUUUUUUUUUAAUGUGAUGUGGUUUAUUCAGAGCUAGAUUCAAAGCAGUUUUAUACCUGUUGCACCUGAUCUAUGAUCAGCUCCCCCCUGCUGUUCACAGUCCUAUUCAUUAGGAUACUGAAAGUACGGAAACCUCUUAGAUAGGUAUAAAAUACAUGUAUAUAUUCACAAUGUAUAUGUGAAUAUGUAUAUAGUUUUAUACAUAUAAACUCACAUUUCUCUCCUGUGUGUAAUUGUCUUGGCACAAACAUAGAUUUUAGAACCAUGAUCUUCUAAAAGCAAUAUCCUGUUUUCCUUCCAUAUUUAUUAGACAAACUUGUCUUAUGCUGUCCUGCAUCCCAGAAUUUCUAUUAUUAAGAUGUUUGUUUUCUUAAAGACUCCCUGAUUUUGAACUUUAAUAGACACUUUCAUUGUGCCUUUUUACUGAAUUUUGAUUUGGAUCUUUAGUUAGGGUUAUAUGUCUUAAACCGCAAAUCGUUUUGAUUUGUAGGGUCCAAUUGAACUUGUUACUGAAUAGUCUGUUGCAUUCAGCUUCAUUUUUUUAAAUACACGGUCAAUUAUAUGAAGUUUGCAAUAUGUUUAUGUUACAAACACAGCAAUGUACUUUGUGGUCCAUUCGUUGACUUUUGAAUGCGUUUUAUUUUUUCUAUAUAAAAUAUUUUAGCACCCAGUGGUUUCAGGUGACUUCCUUCAAGUGGUGCCAUUUCAGCACCUAUAGACUGUAUCUUGAAAACAACAAAUUGUCAAUAAAACAAAAUUAUGA